Molecule: messenger RNA, 351 nt
Organism: Helobdella robusta
Lineage: Eukaryota; Metazoa; Annelida; Clitellata; Rhynchobdellida; Glossiphoniidae
Exons: 1
Coding region: 1-351 (116 amino acids)
Source: RefSeq, a predicted model, not a curated record
AUGUGCUUCGCAGCCCUCUCAGUAGUGUCGUUAGUAACAGUGGUAGUCAGCAUUCAACUUCUACGCCUGGGUCUCGUCAACGAAACGACAGACGGCCACACAUUUCAGAAAGAGAACAAGGACCACGUAAUCGUCGUAGCGUUAACUGUGGCUUCGUUAGAAGGAGUCUUUUGCGUCAUAUCAGCAUUCAUCAGCUGCCGACUGGCUUCGAAAGCAAAGAAAGAAUUGCAAAGUAAACGUGAGGGGACAUUCCACGUGAGAAUCAUGGGAGAGAAGGAUAUCGUACUCGUAUCGAAACAAGCACCUGACGGCACGGAGAAGAGGGAGAAAGUAUUUGCCACAUCCAUCUGA